UAAAAUAUUAUUUAAAGAUAUGUAAUUCAACUCUUCAAUUAUUAAAAAUCAAUGUCAACAAAAUGAUUAAGAGUACAUCUAAAAUUACCGAACAACAUAAGGCCAAUAAUGAAGUUCAAGGACGAACUUGUAGUUAUACAUCUGUAGAUAGAGCACCGUCAUCGUUAAGUGUAUCAGCUGCAGCUGAAUACAUGUUAAGUUUACCUGUCACAUGUCCACCUUCACCGGCACUAUCAAAUGUUACUUUAACACCAGGACGUACUAGAAAUUUAGAUCAAGAUAUGGAAGCACUUAGAUUAUCGAGACAAGAUAAUCCAUUUAUUCAGCAAGUAUUAGCAAGUCGUGAAAGUUUAGAUUGUUUAGAAGAAUCAGAAUCAGAUGAUACAAUUUUAAUGUCACAGGAAUUUUUAUCUGAUUUUGAUGCUGAUCCACUAACAUUACCCGAAGUUCAUGAACAUAUGAUACGUAGUCCACCGCCUACAACAUGGCCAAAAUCGCCUAAUUUUAAAGCAUUUCGUUUUCCACAUACAACAGCUUCGGAUGAUGAGAAUGAGAAUUUUCCACAAAAAUCCCCCCAGCGAUCACGUUUAUCAUUAGGUGAUACAUCAAGUCAAACAAUGACAAUGACAACAGUUUCGUCUCCACGACCAAUACCCCAAAUACCGCGACCACAUAGUCAUCAUCAACAUAGCGACACGAAUACAAAUACCAAAUUUUUACUAUUAAAUCCAGUAUCAAUCCGUUCAUUAUCAGAUGUACGUAGAAUUAGUACAACACAUCAAACACAAGAGGAUGAUAGCGUUCAAUUAAUGUCUAGCAGUGAUGAAUAGAUCUAUUCUAAUAUUUAUUUUACUAUGAAUAACCAUUUUGACAUAAUAUGAUUCACGAGUAAAUUGAUUCAUGUUUACCUGUUGAGGUCAGUAAGAAUGGUAUGAAGGUAUGGAAACAUUCAUUAUCAUUCAUAAAUGUUUUAAUUAUUUUAUGGCCGAAGAGCCAAUCUAUCGAAAAAAAAAAUAGUUGUAUUUCAAUUUGAAGCCGUUUUGAUGGUCGAAAUGUAUAGAUUUCAGUAUUCAUUUCAUACCAUAUGAUUUAAAAAACUUCU
Messenger RNA from Chrysoperla carnea, 1102 nucleotides. RefSeq lists its product as uncharacterized. NCBI's taxonomy places the organism in Eukaryota, Metazoa, Arthropoda, Insecta, Neuroptera, Chrysopidae. The transcript has 5 exons. The coding region runs from base 63 to 830 and encodes 255 amino acids. The record is from RefSeq and is a predicted model, not a curated record.